AUGAACCACAGUUAUUACAAUAAAUCCAACAGCAAUUUAACUCCUGGCAAAGCAAAGUCACAACACGUAACUUAGAUUUAGUUAAACAUCAGCAAAUAUAUUAGAGAUUCCUCUACUGAAAACUACAAAAAAGGAGAUAAUGUAUUGAACACAUUAAUCCAACAGUCUUAAUAAGCAAUACAAUCAGCUAGACAAUUUAGUAUUGAUAGACCGAUUAAGACUUCUCCAAUUGAAUCCUCUCCACAUAUUCAAAAAAAAGUUAUCAGCACUUCCUAAAAUUUGUCUUCCUAAAUUAGAAAAAGCACAGAAUUACAACCAAGAAGCAGUGCAUAGUUUGAUAGACUACUUAAUGAAAAUACUUCAUUGUUGAUGCGCAUAUAAGAAUUAGAAUAAAAAAAUCAAUUAUUAUAAAUGAAAUGCUAGUGCAGCAACCAGAACAAUAAAAGAUCAUAAGAAAAUGUAUACAAAAUAGCAAAUUAAAAUAAGGGUGAGCUAGAUGAAUUCUUGCAAUCACAUCAUUGUAAUGAAAAUGAAAAUAGAAUAUUAAAAGAAUUAAUAAAUAGGUAAUCCUCUAUUAUGCAUAUCCCAUCAGUUAUUCAAACACUUUCACUUAUUAAAUGA
Molecule: messenger RNA, 621 nt
Organism: Paramecium tetraurelia
Lineage: Eukaryota; Ciliophora; Oligohymenophorea; Peniculida; Parameciidae
Exons: 4
Source: RefSeq, a predicted model, not a curated record